AUGGAAUGUGCCCAACGAAAUCGCUCCCGUAGUCCUCUAUUGCACCAGCAUGUCCUGACGUUAUCUCCACCUCCACGCCAUGAUCGGAGGAGCUCUGAAUGGCCUGGGCCUUGUGGCGACUCAAACGACAGUGCCCCUGCCGGCGAAUCAAUACCCUCGCCAACGAUCUUGGGGCCAACAGUUGGGGGAAGCUCUUCAUUCAUUCGCGAUCGCUAUGGCGAGUACAUUCACGUUGGGCAAUCCUCUAAUUUGUGGUUUGUGCAAGCUCUCCGGGAUUCAAUACGGGGUGCCUUGGCGUCAUGUUCCUUUGCGAAUGACCCCAGCGAAUGUGAUUUGGUUGAUGAUGACCCAUACCAACCUGUGGAUUGGAUAAGGGACAACGUAAUUCCUCAGCCACCCAGUGAAGAAGACGCUCGGUAUUGUAUUCGAUGGUAUGCAACUGCCACAAAUUGCGUCUUCGAUCUUUAUUCUCGUGAGAAACUUAUCGAAGAUAUCAUCCCGUGGCUUUCAGCUCCGAACUCCUCCGACAGCAGAAGCUGCAUAAACUAUCUCGUCCUCGCUAUUGGAGCACAGUGUGGUCCUCAGGAUCUGGAGGAAAAAUCUAAUUCCUAUUUUACACAUGGCCGGCAUCUGGCGAUGUCGUAUUUCUUUGAGACACCCAGCAUUACCACCGUGCAGAUAUACUCUUUACUCGCCAUGUAUCUUCUGAACUCGUCUCGCCGAAAUGCUGCCAGUAUGCAUCUCGGUGUUGCCGUUCGCACUGCCUAUGCACUAGGCAUUCACCGAUCUGAUAUUGCUGCCCGAUUCUCCGCAGAAGAGGAAUCUUUUCGAGAGCGAGUAUGGAGAGUUCUGCGGGUACUCGAUCUGUUUUUAAGCACUACUUUAGGUCACGGUCCUUCCACCUCCGAGACUCGAGAUACCGGAUCGCAAAGAGGGUAUUCGGCAUCGAAUGACCUUUGCUACAUCUUUGAAAGGAUUCUUUGUGAGGUCUAUGACAAGCAAGAGCUACCAUCUAGCGCCUUACAACGCGUGAGCAAGCAUCAUCGAGAGUGGGCAACUCGAUUCCACAACGGCCUUCACGUCGAUCAUAUUUCUGCUGAUGAAUACAUUGACGCUGAAUCUGGCCAAAAAGCGCCCAAUAUCGGCCUUUAUCAUCUCAAAGCGGCAUACUACUGGACAGUUAUGCUUGUCUCGCUGCCAUACAUGUUGGAACUGAUCAAGAGUCGCAUCUCCAUAUUCAAUAAACCAUUUUCACCAACUUCCGCGAACCUGUGGUUCGAGGCAUUGCCUCAACAUGACACAAUGCUAGCGCGCGCCGCGGUAAAUUCCGCCGUCUUGACAAUCGAUCUCCUGAGGGGCUUAUUACAUGCGAAGGAAAUUCCUAAGAGACUUCCUUACAUUGUCAACGAGAUCUUCACCUCAUCAUUACUGCUUGGAGCAAGCUUUUUUGCAGAUCUGGAUUUUGUGUUUCCUGUGAAGGAGGCACUUCUCACAGCUGAAAAAUUACUGAAUCGCUUUGUGCAACAUGACUCACUGGCAAGGCGAGAACUUUCUAUCGUUCAGAGUCUUCACAGUGCAUGCAAUGAUUUUGUGAAGCAGCGACAGGACCGCUGGUUGGAGCACCAAAGAAUCCUGGUUCAAGGAUUGUUUGGUGAUAUCAAGACUUGCAAGCAGAAUCGUCGAACCUCUGAAUCUUCGCGUUCUCCAGUGCACACUCUUUAUUUACGGGAAACGGGUCUGGGCACGCGACAUGUACAUGACAACUUUGUGGACUCGGAACCGAUACAACCUCCGGCGGACUCUCAAUAUGAAAUAAAUUCCAUGUGGGAUGAUCUAUUUGGAGACGAUGCCCCGGCUCAGAUUUAUGGAUUGGAAACACAACAAGCCGAGACAGGAGAUCAGCCAAUGGAGCUUUCGUCACUGCUUCCAUUUAAUUCUCCCGAUGUCUCCGAAGGUCUGUCGUCGGGGGCUGUCCUGUGA
Penicillium cosmopolitanum is the source of this 1980-nucleotide messenger RNA. Its product is annotated as fungal specific transcription factor domain-containing protein. The record is from RefSeq and is a predicted model, not a curated record. Gene Ontology annotation, cellular component: nucleus. Gene Ontology annotation, molecular function: DNA-binding transcription factor activity, RNA polymerase II-specific; zinc ion binding; RNA polymerase II cis-regulatory region sequence-specific DNA binding. The transcript has a single exon. Gene Ontology annotation, biological process: positive regulation of transcription from RNA polymerase II promoter by galactose; DNA-templated transcription. Lineage: Eukaryota; Fungi; Ascomycota; Eurotiomycetes; Eurotiales; Aspergillaceae. Bases 1 to 1980 code for a protein of 659 amino acids.